This is a messenger RNA of Paramisgurnus dabryanus, 2368 nucleotides long. The record is from RefSeq and is a predicted model, not a curated record. Lineage: Eukaryota; Metazoa; Chordata; Actinopteri; Cypriniformes; Cobitidae.
CGGGUUUAAAAUGCAAACAGUUUAAUUUUUCAAACCAUUUAAUUCUUUUAAUUAGGAUAAUUGGAAUGCAUUAUCCAAAUUCCUAUAUCUUCUGGGAGCGUGAUGAUGCAACGGAUCCAUACUGACAAACUGCAAGAGGACAACAAUCCUCAAAACAUCCUCUCCACGGAAACAUGGCAUGCGAGAUAAAGCUGCUGGAUUUUCGGUGUGGACAUUUCUUGAAAGACUCUGCCUGCACACAUUUUGAAGGAUUGGAUUUUACGCGUGAUCUCUCUCGUAGGAAUCAAACAAAGCCUGCAGACAAUUCAGCCAUUGAGAUCUCCAUGCUAAGUCUAUCACGUGGCUGCUCUGGCGUUUUAAGGGCCCGUCACAGGGACACCACAGUGGAUGUGACCCUCAACCUGUUGGAUGCUCAAGAGCAGAAAGAUCUUGCCGACCAACUAUGCCAAAGCCUUGGUUGUGGGCAAAAUCACGUUGUGACUGCGACAGAUCGCAGUGGGGUUUGCCUUGCAGAUUGCAUUCUGAAAGAGUCAAAGCUGCACAAUUGCACUACAACUGCAAAAGGCGACUGCACAAAUGCAACCGAAGUCAUCUGCGAACAUCAAGUUGUCAGAUUGGCUGGAGGUCAGGAUCGGUGUGUUGGACGGGUGGAGUUGGUGAACACCGGGCAGUGGGGCACCGUGUGUGAUGAUGAUUUUAAUGACAAAAGUGGAAAUGUAGUUUGUGCCCAAUUGGGCUGUGGAAUUCUGAUAAAAUAUGGCUUUUGGGGGGCUGGUUCUGGGCCUAUCCACAUCAGCAAGAUGAAAUGCAAUGGCACGGAGGAUAACUUAUGGGAAUGCAAUGUCAACAAAUCCAUUCCCAAAGACUACUGUGGACAUAAGGAAGAUGUUGGGAUUGUUUGUUCAGAGAGUACAGUGCUCACAUCCACAACCAGCAACACAACCCCCACAGUGUUCACGAAAUGGACUACAGAGUCAAGCACAGAAGCGGCUGCAGUAACUGGAGCUUCACCGGCAGUCAUUGGCUGUAUCAUUUUAUCUAUUGCUCUGCUUCUGUUAGUUCUGUCAAAUGCUGCGGUCUGUGUGCAUUUCAGAAGAAGAAAAGUAUGUGAGAUUGAGCAACAUCACAGCGAUUCGCAAGAAGAUUACCACCAGUACACAGCAAUGUACAACCCACAACCUACCACUACUGCACAGCGAUACGAAAGUCUUGUCCCAAGACAGAGCUCAAACUAUGGUUCUAGGUUAGAUCAAUCUGCUCACAACUCCAUCUGUUCAUCUGAUUCAGAUCACAACAGGGAUCAAGCACAACAACUUCAUCUACACAACUUACCAGUGAAUGUGGAUGACUCAAGCAGUACAUCAUCGGGAGAAGCCUAUCAUUACACACGUGUCCAACAUGAACCUAGCCAGAAGUUAGGUGAUGGAAUCCCAUCUCAUGUGGAUUCAAUAUCAUUGACACCCUUGGCUACUAGAGGCGCAGAGUUACCCAUCAACUUAUGUCAAGCAAAAUAUCUGAGUGAUUCGAGCAGUACGUCUUCUGGUGAAUUCUAUGAAAACACAACGACUGACGUAGACAACAUUCAAAAAUCACAGGAUGACGAAGCUUCACUUGAAAAGUCCCCAUUGAUGUCCCUGUCUAACUAUAACCAGCACUUGCCACCAAAGAAUCCAAAUGAUUUGCACAGUAUAUCUUCUGGAGAGGUCUAUGAAAACACAGCGGUCGACACAGAUGAUGAUCUCCAGCCUGAAAACGAGGGAAGCCCAUCACUUCCUGAGCAGUCCCUCCAGACACCACAUGACGUUCAGAUGACAGGAAACACUGCUGGUUACGGUGGCACCCACAGUCAAGAUGGUAAUGAUUCAGACAGCACAUCUUCAGACGAGUGCUAUCAAAACAUAGAGCUGGAUGCAGAUGCAUCUCUUCAGUCUGGUAAGGAAAGCCCAGCACCUCCUGAGACAUCACUACAGACGCCCCUAAAUCACCACAGUAUGACAGGAAGUACUGUUGGUUGCGAAGACCAUCACAUACCUAGAAAACUCAGUCAAGAAGCAGAUAGUUGCAGCACAUCAUCUGAGAAUUCCUACGUGAACGUUCCACCAAGAAAUGCGAGUGAUGAUGAAUGUUCUCCAGCAGAAUGUUCUUCAGACAGCGAAUAUGACCAGCCUGAAAACUGGUGAACUCGACGUGAAAACUGGUGGAUAUUUUUUGGAUCGUGUGAAAUAUCGAAAAACUUAACUCUCUUUAUUCUGUGCACAAUGUUGUGCAUUUCUUAUUUAAUGAGAACAAUGCAGCACAAACACUUGGAUGUGGAAUGUCAAGACGUGGAAUGUAAAGAAGCACCUACAAUACCUGAGCCUUUAAAGAC